Megalobrama amblycephala (Wuchang bream) is the source of this 4925-nucleotide messenger RNA. RefSeq names its product kinesin-like protein KIN-14I (gene kifl). Gene Ontology annotation, molecular function: microtubule motor activity; microtubule binding; ATP binding. Gene Ontology annotation, biological process: microtubule-based movement. Lineage: Eukaryota; Metazoa; Chordata; Actinopteri; Cypriniformes; Xenocyprididae. Bases 2296 to 4860 code for a protein of 854 amino acids. The transcript is spliced from 21 exons. The record is from RefSeq and is a predicted model, not a curated record.
CGUAAAGAAUAGCCAGCCAUUGUCUUCUUACUUCAUGCAACACUUGAACCUGACAUUAGGUGCAUUGUUGUUGUGAGAGAGACCAGCAAAUUCAAAGCAUAUCUGUUUAAUUUAUUUUCACCAAAGUCAUUUCAGAGAACAAAUCAUUUUACAUAGCCUACAGACAAUACUUGGAUGAACAUGUUUUUAGUGCUUCCAUACUUUUCACAUUUUAUCGCACUAGGUCAGGUUAUUUAAAAAUAGUGCAACAUCAUGUAAAACCAGAAUUAACACUUUCUGUGCGCAGACAUGUACGCCUACGCCAUAAAAAAUGCUGUCGCUGUUCUAGAGUCAGCUUUUUUAAAUCUCCUGUUACAGCACCUUGGUUCAAAAACACAAAACAAAAAAACAACAACUGAUAAAUGACCAGCAGUCAUGGACAUAUUUAUCCUAGAGCAUCAGAAACAGCAAUUAAAAAAAAAAAAAAAUGAAAUGAAAAAAAAAAAAAACUAAAAUUCUAAAUUCUAAAAAGUCUAAAAAUUUUGCCCAUUCCUUUAUUUAUUUUCCUAUUAUUUUUCAUUUCUGCAGGUUUGGGCCUCCAUAUUAAACACUCUUUGCUUAGGAAUGGAAAUGCUGUUGCGAAAAGUAUGCAAUGUGAAUACUCUGGCUACACGCCAUCAAACAUGCAAGAUGGAGGCAGUUUGCGCAAUUCUUGCAAGCAAUUUAUGUGAAGGUUUUUACAUUUAUUUACUGUGUUGUGCAAAUGUUGUUUUUUACCCAUGGUUCAGUGGCUAUGAUAACACAUUAUGAUCACCUUGAACAACUGGUUAAUUACCUGAAUUUGUGAGAAAAGGGCAUUGGGGAACAAACAGUGACGAGCAAUGCUUUUGAGGUUCUAGUUCUCCUGCAUUCCUCAAUACACACCAACCAACCGAUUAAAAUGAACUAUCUUACCUAUCUAUUCACAUUCCAGUACAAAAGGUUGUUUGUUGGAAAGGUACAGCCAGUAAUUGCUGUUUUGUGAAUGCAGACCUGUCGACACACGCAUUUAUGAACAGGACUGACCACUGCCCAGACAGACUGUGACAUGUUCUCAUUUUUUCAGUAUUUCCUCACACCUUUUACUUGACCGUGUAAACCUCUAGUGCUCUAUACUCUUUUGACAUGUAUAUAUGCUUCCACUAUGUUCAAACAUUUCUGCCUAACAUUUGCUAGCACAAUCGGGUAAUGUUGAUUUACUAGUUGCUAAAUGUGAUAUUUGAUAUUUGUAAUAUUUGACAGAGGGAAGAUAAACAAUACUGUAUUAUAUUUUCUUUGCUUUUAAAUGCGACUGAUGACUGCAUACACACUGUAUAAAAUGUUAAACCAAAAAAUAUCUACAAUAAAUAACAAGUAAUUGACUACCUGUAUAGUUACCUGUCCAUAGAGACAGUCUGUAUUGUUAUACACACACAAACACACAAUGGAAGUGCAUUAUGACAGAAGAACAUGAUGUCCAAUCAUAUGGUUCUCAGUUCAUGAAAAAAUAUUUAACCCAUUACUAAGGGAAGAUAGUAAUUCACAAAACUGACAGAUGACCACAAUGCAGGUUUUCCAUUAGCACUGUGCCAGAGAGAUAGACCAGUGUAGAUCUAAUUACAAUCUCUAUCUCACACAUUGGAAACCUGAUGCAGCUUGUGUCGGCCAUUCAAGCAAACUAAUCCCACCUGAAACCUCAUCCACUGAGGUUAAUAUUUAACAAGUGUUGAGAGUUUGGUUCCUCACAAAAACAAGCAUCUUUCCAGUUUUUCUCUAUCAUGUUUGCCAGGUAGGUCUUCCUACAGCUUUAACCGCAGUCAAGCAUCAUCUUGAAUCCAGGUAAUCCCUCUGAUUUAAUGAUUCAUUCAUUUCUUUAAUCUGAUUCGUAAAGUGGAUAGUGAUGGUUUCACUGUUUAUGUUAAUGUUUAUCUCUCAGAUUCAACAAAAGCUUUUAAAUGCAAGUCUAUCUGUCUGUUAUAGCCAGAGGUAGCUUUUGUUUUUAUAACCUGUACUUUCAUUAGAUGAUGACACACCCUUACUGCUUAAUCCUGGUUAACCAGUGGUAUAGUAAAAUGCUAUGAAAGUUUACAAUUUCCAACAUCAAAGAUACACUGGGAGAUGCUUUUACUGUUCUAUUGAAUAUAUAUAUUCAAACAGAUAGUUCUUAAAAAUAUAUGUUUUUCUCAGUUUGCAUGUUUGUGAAGGAAUCUGGCUGGUAAAGUCACCUCAAACAAUGUAUCAUGUUGAUGGGUUCUUAGUACCAUUUCUAAACAAAACAGAUACGAGCGCUCUGGCACCAUGUAUGUCAAUUCUGGAGCAGAAAAUGUGUCCAUGUCUUUGAACUUCAUGGGCAGGAAGUUACGUAAUCACACUGUUGCCCCAGCAGCCAAACAACGUGCCUGGGAGAACACUGACCUUUCUCGAUAUCAGGAUGAUCCGGUGGUCUCCACCCGAGUGGUACUUUCACAUCCCAUGUCAUCAGAGGAACUGCCAGGCAGUGUGCCUGAUCUGAGAGAAGAGGUUCAGUGGCGUAGACCGUGUAACAUUCAUAAUACGCUCCUAGACCAGGAUAAAGAUAGAGGUGCAGCAAAAUGUGAGUUCUCAUGGCUGAGGAAAGGUAGACUCAAAUGGAACACAUUCAGGCGCUGGAUCGGCACAGACCGGCACCGUGAUCCAAAGCGAGGUAGCAAAGCACCCAAUGUGUCUUCUAUGAGUGCAAGCGUAAGACAUCCUGAAGAUGAGACUCCAAUGGAUGUCAAGAUGUUUAUCCCAUACGACUCUGCCAAGCUAUGCAUAACCCAAAUAACAGAUGAUAUGAUCGCAUUGAAGAGCAGACAUCAGGAGAUGAUUCAAGAACUGGAGGAGAACUUUCUCAUUGCAUCACGAGAGAAUCAGGAAAAAACAGCUCUCAAAAUAAAAAGGUAUUACCAAAACAAACUUAACACCCUGAAGAGAAUCCUAGAUAUUUACCAGCAAAAGGUGGCCAGAAAAAACGCAUACUGGGAAGAAAAGGUCAAGACUCUGGAGAAUCUAAAUGAAAUACUUCAGGGGCAACACAAACUGCUUCAGGAGAGGAACCAAAAAGACUUGGCUUCAUGGGAUAAAGAAAAGAACAAGAUGAUGGAAUUGUUCUCCUCUCGAUUGGACCUCCUUCACAACCACCAGGCAUCAACACUGCAGGAGCUGCAUUUGGCCAGGGCAGAGAUGGGGAAGGUCCAGGAGAUGCUUGAGGCCUUUCAGGAGAAGAAAGAACCAGAAAAUUCCUCUGAAGGAAAGGACAGUAGUAACUCAGAUGCUCCACUAGAUGGAGCACAAGCACGUCUGGAGAUUUUGAAGGAUAAUCUGCUGAAGAGGGAGAGAGAGAUCUCAAUGCUCUUGGAAGAACAAGAGCGUGUGACAGAUACUGUCAAACGGUCAGAAUAUUCUCGCCUCCUCAGUGCUGUUAUACAACAGGCUCAUCAUGUGUAUGCUGAGCUGACAGAGGCUAAACAGCAGUUUGAUCAAAUGGCAGAAGACAACCUAAAAAUUCUGGCUGAGAUUAAAGAAAGUCUUGGCCAAACAGUGGAAGAGUCCAGCCAGAAGAGUCAUGAGGAACUAGAGGAUGCACAGCAGAAAAUGGCAGAGCCACAGGUGGCUGAAGAAUCACAGGCCAGUUUACUCCAUCAUCAGGUCAUACAAGUGGCUUUGGAGUGCAUCAGAGCAGGGGCUAAACCCAAUGUCAUUGAGACUGACAUGAAUGAGGCAUGGGAGGCAGAGCUGGAUGAAAAAGUCAGAAAAUUUGAGGAGGAUUUCCAAAACAAUGGAUUCUUAAACUCUGAAACUGCUAAAAGUGUGGGGCAGCAGUUGUUAUUACUUCAAGCUGAGUUGAAGCAAAUCAAAGAUGAAAACAAGAAGAUUAUUGAAAACUACUCUGCUGAAAGAACCUUGAGGAAGAAGUACUACAACAUGGUGGAGGACAUGAAAGGUAAGAUCAGAGUAUUCUGUCGAAUAAGGCCACUGACUCUUGCAGAGCAGGCAAGAAGAGGUCAGACCAUUGUUGCUUGUCUUGAUGACUACUCUGUGAUCCUGGAAACCCCUCGAGGACCUCGUGAGUUUCAGUUUGACAAAAUCUUCAACUCAGAUUGUACGCAAGAGGAGGUCUUCAUAGAGUCCAGUGGGCUAAUCCAGUGUGCAAUUGAUGGAUUUAACGUAUGCAUUUUUGCAUACGGUCAUACGGGUUCAGGGAAAACCUUCACAAUGGUUGGAGACAGAGAUCGGAGGAACCCAGGAAUCAUUCCCAGAACAUUCACCAAGAUCUUUGAGAUCAUCCAGGAUAAUGAGUCUAAAUUUGAGUUUAAGGUUUCAGCCUACAUGCUGGAGCUGUACAACGACCGCCUACAGGAUCUCUUUGUGAGCCCCGCUGAAGCUUUCAGCAAGCGAAUCGAAAUUAAGAGGGACAGAAAGGGGCUUGUGUUUGCCCAGGGAGCAGAGACAAAGGAGGCAGCCAGUGCCGGCGAACUCUUUGCAUUAUUUGAGCAGGGCUGUGCAAAUCGCCACAUUGCGGCCACAAAGAUGAAUGUAGAGAGUUCCCGCUCUCACCUGAUCGUUGGCAUAAUGAUUGAGAGCCGGAAUCUGACCAAUGGAAGUGUGAGUUUUGGGAAGCUCAGUCUGGUGGACCUGGCAGGAAGUGAACGAGCAGCAAAAACUGGAGCAAAAGAUGACCAGCUGAAGCUAUGCAACUCGAGUGAAAGCCAUCACCAACAAUGCUCAAAGGAACAUAGACAGCAAAGAAAUCGCUCAACUGAAAGAGGUGAUUUUAAAAUUGAAGUCAGGUCAGCCUGUGGAAGAAGACAUCUAAACUAUCAUAAAGUCCUGGAGAUAUAGCUGUUUUAAAUUAGGCCUGUUUGCAUUUAUGCAUGUUAUAUACCUUUCUAACCAUUUCUCAUGAA